CCGGUUGAAUGACGUCACCUCUGCCCCUCCCACUCCUGGCGAGUGACGUCAUCGCGCGUGACUCCUCCCACCAGUGGCAUCGUGGUGGUGGUGCUGCUGAGUGUAAAAUCGUCUCAAGGCGCACCGUGAGCAAUGGGAGACGGAGUGGUGGGGAUGAAGAGGAAGCAGGGACAGGAUGGUCCUGGGAAUGAUUCUGCGCACGCGAAGAAAUCUCGCGUGCUCCCGGGAGACAAAGGUGGAGGAGGUGGAAGAGGAGGUGGAAGAGGAGGUGGAAGAGGAGGUGGAAGAGGAGGUGGAAGAGGAGGUGGAAGAGGAGGUGGAAGAGGAGGAGCCAGUCAGAGAAUCGGCAGAGCGGCCAAAACACCGCCGCCGGCUGCCUUUCAGAAGAGCGACACGGGUCCCUUUAAGAAGAGCGGCGCGGGUCCCUUUAAGAAGGACGGCACGGGUCCCUUUAAGAAGGACGGCACGGGUCCCUUUAAGAAGGACGGCACGGGUCCCUUUAAGAAGGACGGCACGGGUCCCUUUAAGAAGGACGGCGCGGGUCCCUUUAACAAGAGCGGCACGGGUCCCUUUAAGACGAGCGGCGCGGGUCCCUUUCAGAAGAACGGCACGGGUCCCUUUAAGAAGGAUCGCACGGGUCCCUUUAAGAAGGACGGCACGGGUUCCUUUAAGAAGGACGGCGCGGGUCCCUUUAACAAGAGCGGCACGGGUCCCUUUAAGAAGAGCGGCACAGGUGCCUUUAAGAAGAGCGGCACGGGUCCCUUUAAGAAGAAUGGCACGGGUCCCUUUAAGAAGAAUGGCACGGGUGCCUUUAAGAAGAAUGGCACAGGUGCCUUUAAGAAGAACGGGCGGCCAACCAGCGGAGCAGCUGAUGGUGAGGCUGUUGGUGAGGGUGUUGGUGAGGCUGUUGGUGAGGGUGUUGGUGAGGCUGGCCCCGACCGUGUGGGUGAGCGGAUGGCCCAGCGGGUGAGGAGAGCGGAGCGGAAACGCCUCGAACGUGGUGGCUUUGACGUGGUGACACAGGGCAAGCGUCUGUGGGAAAGUGUGCGCAGGAAGGACUGCUCAAAGCAGAAGCGCCUUGAGCUGAUGUCCGAACUUGAGCAGCUGCUCCGUGGACACAUCAAGACGAUCGCCUUCAGCCACGACUCCACGCGUGUGCUGCAGUGUUUCAUCAAGUUCGCCAGCAUAGAGCAACGACAACUAGUGUUGUCAGAACUACAGCCACAUAUCCUGGAGCUCACAAAGUCAAAGUACGGCAAAAAUAUUAUCAAGAAGCUCCUCCUGUACGGCGACAAGCCCACGGUGAGCUCCGUGCUGUCGGCUCUUCGUGGCUCUGUCCGCCGUCUGGCUCGCCACGCGGACGGAGCCGCGGUGCUGGAGUUCGCCUACUCAGAGAGAGCCGUCCUGUCGCAGAGACGGGACAUCCUGACGGAGCUCUACGGGAGGACUUUCAUGCUCACUCGGGUGAGACACAGAGACACAGACACAGAGACUCACACUCAGAGAGAGCCGUCCUGUCGCAGAGACGGGACAUCCUGACGGAGCUGUACGGGAGGACUUUCACGCUCACUCGGGUGAGACACAGAGAGAGAGAGACACACAGAGAGACACACACAGAGAGAGAGAGACACACACAGAGACUCACACUCAGAGAGAGCCGUCCUGUCGCAGAGACGGGACAUCCUGACGGAGCUGUACGGGAGGACUUUCACUCUCACUCGGGUGAGACACAGAGAGAGAGAGACACACACAGAGACACACACAGAGAGAGAGACACAGAGAGAGAGAGAGACACAGAGAGAGAGAGAGACACACAGAGACUCACACUCAGAGAGAGCCGUCCUGUCGCAGAGACGGGACAUCCUGACGGAGCUGUACGGGAGGACUUUCACUCUCACUCGGGUGAGACACAGAGACACUCAGAGACACACACAGAGAC
Petromyzon marinus (sea lamprey) is the source of this 1939-nucleotide messenger RNA. NCBI's taxonomy places the organism in Eukaryota, Metazoa, Chordata, Hyperoartia, Petromyzontiformes, Petromyzontidae. The record is from RefSeq and is a predicted model, not a curated record.